CUUUUGACCUCAAAUUUUGGGAAGAAAUUUGAAUAAAGCUAAGAGCUUUUAUGUUUUGUAAUGUAUUCAAAACAUUAUAAAAGCAAAUGUCUUUUGCAUAAUGAUGACUCGAGAAUGCGACGAGUGUAUUUACACAGUUCAGAAGUUGUGAAAACUCUGGCAGAAAGCCGUUUAAAGUUGGGAUAAAUAAGUUUGAAGUGUCUCUAUAUACGGUACAUGUCGAGGCUUGUAGCCAGUGUUAUUGUCUAGUUUAAACUAGCCUGGCAAAAUGUCUAGGGAAGUACUGUUGGAUUUGGGCUUUCUCACCGAAGAUGAACGGGAUUUAAUAAACAACGUCAUUUCUAAAGAUGCUGAAAUAAGAAAAGCAGAACAGGGUCGGAUUGGGUAGGUCUACAUUUAUAGCUGCGACAAAGUUAGCCAAGUCAACUAUUGAGAAAGGUUUUGACCAGCUUGUGGCUAAAAAUGAAUGUUUAUCUGAUUAUGUGAUAUCUUAAAGCUUUAAUGGCUGACGAGAAUUUUAAUGUAAUCAAGUGAAUUUGCCUGUUUUUUUAUUUUAGUUCUCUGAGAAAGGAAUUGGACGAGCUCAAGGAGAACGGUCUGUCAGAAGACGAACUCGAAUCGAAGAACGAAAAAUAUUGUGCCAGGUGUCAGACAUAUUUCGGAAUAAUUUUGAAUCGGGGAGCCUAUUGUCCACGAUGUGAGCUUAAAGUUUGUAAAGUGUGUCGAGUUAAUGACAUCGAUGAUGGCUGGAUCUGUACUCUGUGCAAUAAAGUCAGGUAAUAGCUGUGAAAUCUCUAUGAUUCUCAUCUUUGAAUGUCUUUAGAAAUCAUUAAACAUUUAUACUAAUGCUUUAUAACCGCAUGUCGCUGUUUUUGGUUUUGUUUGUAUUCGUAUAUUGCGGUGAAAAUUAAAAUAGAUUCAAUAUUGAAAUUGCUUCUAGUAUAUGAAACUGUAUAUUGCCCAGGACUUAAAAAUAUUUAUAACUAUACAUCAAUAUAAAACAUUUUACGAUCAAGUUUUACUAUAGUAAUAUAUUCCGUAAAAACAAACAUAUUUCUUAGGCAGAGGCGUUGCCCUAACACUUUAAUAUUGCAAUUAUCUUCUAAGAUAAACACACAGUUGGAAUUCUUAAUCGUUUUGUGUUUUUAAUAAUUGUUUUUUUCUUAAUUUGGAGACAUUGCAGCCAAAAAUCAUUUUUGUAAUUUUUAGUCGAUUCUUUGAAAGAUGUAAAUUAUGAACACAUGCCUUUUGAACUUUGCAUAACACUUGAAUUUAACAAUAGUGGUUCCAGUGACCACAUUGUUCCAUUAUCUUUUCAUUGUUUUGAAAAUCCCACUGUUCUCCAUGUCAUCCAGCCAUUAUUUUGAAAUAAUUGUGACACUAUCUCAUCCCAAUCAGAAUUCUUGCCCCUAAUGAGAUUAUAAAACACUCGUUUUCGAGCAUUGCACUUCAGUAUUAAAGCCUUUAUUUACUAAACUACCAAAAAUGGGCAAUUCUGUGCUUGUGAUAUAAAGGACUUUUGUAUUCACUCCACUAGGGUAUCAAUGAAUAAUACAUGCAAUUGCUUGUUUCAAUCAUUCUGUCACAUGUUUGAAUAAUUAGUAAGGGAGUGAUUGUUUGGACAAACAGACAUGCCAACCUUUGCCUGAAGAAAAUAUGGAAAUUAAGAAAAAUCCCAUAAAUAAUCUGGAGGUUUUUGGGUGGAAAACUGAGAAAAAUUCAUAAAUUUAUUUAGCUCGUUAAGUUGCAUUUUGUCCUAAUGGGCCUUACUUUAUUAUUUUAUUCUGUCUAAUGCCAGAUCAUUUUAAUUGUCACGGGAAGAGCACUGGUACUCAAUGAAUUAAAGAGUUAUUGAUCAAAUAGUUUUGACUAACCAGCGGAUGCCCAACACUUUCCCUUUACAAGAAAAGUUGUUUGUUAAUGAAUAAAAAUAAGGGUGCGUUUCAGGUAAAUGGGUUAACAGGAGACAUGGAAAGAUGUCUGGUUAACUCGUUGACGACCAACACUUUUCUCUUGACAAGUAAAAUUUCUCACUGUUGUAGGGAGGUGAAAGCGCAGUCAGGAGCUUGGUUUUUCCAAGGUCACAAGGAAAAAAAUGGCAAUCUCUUUGGUAGUUUGCUAGUCAGGCAGUCAUUACGAAGACUUCCUGGAAUUCAGCCAAAAGGUUGGUCAUUGUAUUCUAUUGAGAUCAGUGUCCUUCACAGGGGUUGUUGCAGCCUUUGACAGUCCAGUUUAGGUGUGAUAGGCUUUUCAAGCAUUUUUACAAAGGUUGAAAAAGUUACUAUCCGGUGGAUAGGUCAAUCUGGCAUUCGCACAUCCGGCCCCUGUACAAUAAAAUACUCUUGCAUAAAGUUUGAAAUAUUUACAGUAAAGAAUUUAAGUCAAGAUAUAUCUCUCCCAAAGGACACAAAGAACCCAGUAAUCCUUUCAUAGAAGAUGAAGAACCCAGUAAUCCUUUCAUAGAAGAUGAAGAACCUAGUAAUCCAUUCACAUCAGGCAAUCGUGGCAGAAGUUCUGAGAGAUUAUCUGGGCAAGCGGAUCUAAAUUCUAACCAGUGAGUACUCAAACCAUGUAUAGUAUACAGUAGAAUGCUAUGCAGGGGCGUAGGAACCGGGGGGGGGGGGCAUGUGCCCCCCAAAUUUUUUCAAAGGACUAAAAGUGCCCUUUUUUGUGAUGAAAAGUGCCCUUUUUGUACAAGGUAAUGUCGCUGUAAAUACUAAAUUAACAUCAGAGGUGCCCUUUUUGUUUGGAAAUUUCCAUAUUUAAAAAACAAAAAAAUGGUCAAAAACGUGCAAUUUUGGUAUGGUAUGACGGGAAAAAAUUUUCUCUUCCCCCCGUCACCAACAUUUCUGGGAAAAAAUUUUUAGGUGCCCUUUUUUCAAUAUCUAUCCUAAAGUGCCCCUGGAAGCCGGUGCCCCCCCCAAUCAUUAGAUGCUUCCUACGCGCCUGAUGCUAUGUAUGACUAUGAGGCAGUGCCUCGUUCCUAUGAAUCUUCUAUAGAUCUAUGUAUUUACACUACACAACGUUUCCUAAACUAAAACUAUCACAUACAACCUGCUUACAAUCGGAGUUGUACCAUGUAAAUGAAGCACAAAACUCGCUCAUGUUAUUUUAGGUGAGUUCUGCUUUUUUUUACAAAGUACAAGUCAAGUUGUAUGCAUGGUUGCAUGUAAGCAGGUUUUAGCCAAAAGUGUCUAAAUUGUUCUUAAUAUCACAUCCUUGUGUUUUAGAGCUAAAUGGAAUGGUGGUCACAAGAUGGGUUACCAAUAUUCAGAUGAUUCUGAUGAAGAUAGUGAACAGAGAAGCCGUGAUGGCAGUUUAGAGUAUAAACAUGAUGAUACUGCUUCAGAUAGAACUCUCUCCAAAGGUUAGUGUCAUAUUUUUUGCCAAAUGAAUAUAUGGUAUUUUGAUCAGGUCAUCCUGGGAAUGGUGUAUAACCACAUGUGCACACUUCAAGUGGCGAACAAGGCACACUCCUCAGCUUAUCCAGAAGUGUGAUUUAUUGGAUGCCUCAUUUAAGCUGCCAAGCAAAAUAUAUCUACAAAGUGAUUUAAUUUAAAUAAACUGUUUGCUUGGCAACAACAUAUACUGUAUACUUAGUGAAAAAACUACGUGUAAUUAAUUGCAAAAAUUAGUUGUAGGUCUUGCAGUAAUGAAAUGCCCAGUGUAUUCAGCAUGAAAAAUUAUUACAAGCCCAUGCAAUGAGUUAUUGUGCCCCGACUCUUUCCUUCCUGGGAUGGCCUGCUUCAUCAUUGUCCAGAACUUCGAAUUAGAAAAGCUUUGACUCUGGAAGUAUACAAUUAUUAACAGCAUAGACUUAAAACUGCUAAUUUAAUAUAACAUAAAAUUAAAUAUAUAGAAGGUGCUUAUACUUCAUUAGAAUUUAAUAAAAUUGGCGGAGGAUUAUAAACUCAUUGGAUAUCUAAGAACAUUCAACCAAACUCUCACUACUCAUCUCAUCUAUACCAACUCAAGCAAGCAACAUUUUCUUUCAAAUUAAAAUUGUCAGGAAAAGCAAAUCGAUUAGCACAGUGGGUAGUUUCAUUGGCAUUGACUAGAACUUAUUAUUUGGAGUGAAUUUAACGCAAAAUUCAACGUUUAAAUUUAAUAACACUUAAUGACAGUUUAAAUGAAUGAAUUAAAAAUAUAAUUUAAACGGAAUGUUAAAAUCUAAAAAUCUCGAACAUUAAUCCAGUCGUUAAACUUUGACAGUCAAACUGUCCGAUAAGCUCAUUCCAUAAGCUACCCUUUCCCUUUAUGGUAGGUGAGUCGGACAGUAGUGAGAGUUUGGAUUCUGAUCACGAUGUAACCUUAGCAACCAAUGCUGAUGAGUUGAGUCCAGUGGCAACUCGUGAAAUGGCAUUGCGAGCGAAACCUAACACAGCCAAGCGGGAUGGACACAGUGGUGGUAAUGUAGAACAACAAGGGUUGCCUAAAGACACUGAGUAUGAAUUUGGGAUAUCUAAGGAUACGCAAGAUAUUCGUGACCGACCACCAAGCUUCAAUCAGAAUGCUCAUCAAAGCGGUGGUAAUAUUGUACAGAAAAAGCUCGUGGGGUACACUAAGAGUGAUGAAGGGACAAUUAGGAAUACACAGAAAGUUCGCAGUCGACCUGGAAGCUUAAGCCUGGAUGAAGAUAUGUCGUACGUUUCUGCCCCAAGGUUUAAUAUUCCACUCAAGCGUCGACAGUCUUCUGGCAGUCUACCAAUAUCUGAAGCGCGAUCUGAUGAAGGAUUUGAAAAACAUCGCUGUAGGUCUGAGGAAUAUUUGUCGAAGAGUGAAAGAAUGUUGGAUAGGAAUGAACCUUCAGCUGAUGUUAUCAUUGCAUGUAAGAAAACCAGAGAUGAAAUAAAAGAUCAAAACAUAUCCGGUACUCUUGAAGAUGUGUUUGGAACAGGAGAGUCUAAUUAUAAAGAUAUUGAAAUUGAUUUGAAAGAUGAAAAUAAGGGUGAUUUGUUUGAUAUGAGAGACGAGCUCAGUGCUGAUGAUAUUUCUCCUGAGGCUGAGUCAGAUGAAGAAACUCAGGACGAUGACGGAAGACUUGAGUUUAGCAUACAUGAAGAUACAGUUUGUAAAGAAAGCGGGAUCGUUGUCGAGAGUUCACCUGAAAUUCUUAGUGAGAAUUUCAGUGCUGAUAACAUUGCUGCUGAGCUUGAUAUGGAUGAAUUCACUCGGGACGAUGAUGAAACAGCGCACAAAGAAAGUGGAAUAGUAGUUGAUAGUUCACCUAAUGUAGACCAGCCUAAGCAGUUGUCAGAACAGGAUUUUGAGAUCCCGAGCACAGAUGAGAAAAGAAAAGGCAGUUAUGAUGAUUCCAUUUCGGAUAGUGAUGCUAGGCAAAACGGGCUUGCGAGUGAUCUUCCUAGCAGUGUAUUGCUGAAAAUGAAAACAGUCCCGGAAAUGUUGUUGGAGACAUUGAUGAAAUACAGAGGUAUUGUCUGUGUUCUCGAGAGUAAAAAACUGGGAAAGAAGAUCAACUGAAGAUCGUUUUGGUGUAGAUGUCAAAGAAGAAAAUAGGAAGAGUUUUAAUAAUCAAGGUGGUGAAACAAUAAAGACAAGUAUGAAAUUACGAUAGAUUCAAGUGAAAAUAAUAAAGAAAUUGCGGUGCCUGCAGCUGCCGAACGAGUUGAAGACACAGAGCACAGACAAACUCGAGACCUUUCACCGGUGGGCAAUGCAUCCGUUGACGAUAUGCCAUUCAUCAAUGAGGGUCCAUCAGAAAGUGUUGAUAAAGAGCCUAGUCCCUCGCCAGAGGUUUUGCAAACAUCAGGUGAUUUGGAGAUGGAGUUACAACGGGGUUCUUCUUAUGAAAAGAAUGACAUAAGCUUGGAUAAGAUCAGCCCAAGUGAGGUCAUGCAAGAUGAGUUUCCAUCUGAAAACAUCACAGUGGAAACAUCUACGAAUUCAGGGAAAACUGAGAUGGAAUUACAGCAGGAAUCUGACGAUGACACAAGCUCAGACAACGUGAACCCAAGCGAAGCCAUUCUAGAUGAGGUUCCAUCUGAGAACAUCACAGUGGAAACAUCUCUAAAUUUAGAGAAAACUGAGAUGGAAUUACAGCAGGAAUCUGACGAUGACACAAGCUCAGACAACGUGAACCCAAGCGAAGCCAUUCUAGAUGACUUUCCAUCUGAGAACAUGGCAGUGGAAACAUCUCUAAAUUUUGAGAAAACUGAGAUGGAAUUACAGCAGGAAUCUUACGAUGACAUAACCUCAGACAGCGUGAAUCCAGGUGAGGCGAUGCAAAAUUAUUCCCUACCUAAACACAUAACGACACCAGUUUACGAAAUGCAAGUCGAAGAUUCAGAAUCCAAAACCGCGCAAGGUUUGACUGUAUCUUUAAAGGAAGAUAUUCCUGAAGAGGAGGAAUCCAGUAUAAAUUCUGAACUUAAAUCCGAGUUUAAAUCUAAUCUUGACUUUAGUUCUUCAAAUAGUGAUAGUAGUCUUAAAACAGACGUCAAUUUAACCACCAGCUCAUCUUUAAAAUCUGAUACAUUUGUAGACAAUGAAGUACCGCGCAUGUCGGCGCACUUAGAGAAAGAAAAGACCGGGACCAGCCCCUCUGACUCGGAGGAUGAUGUACACAAGUUUGACGAGAAAGAAAAGACCAGCCCCUCUGACUCAGAGGAUGAUGUACACAAGUCUGACGAGAAAGAAAAGACCAGCCCCUCUGACUCAGAGGAUGAUGUACACAAGUCUGACGAUGAAACAAAACCACUCCGAGAUCUUGAGAUUCGUACAGAUCUAGAAAUGUCGGCAACUAAUCAAGACACCCGCCCGGAGCCACAUACUUCUGAAACAACUGUGGUCCAGUCCGCAAAUGAAGAAGAGCCCGCAUCACCGGAAAGCCGCAUUAACGCCAUGCGCGCAUUCUCAGAAGCCUUUGCUACCACGAAUCUCGGCAUGAAAGGACACGAGUCGCACGAGGAUCGAGAAAAGCACGAGGAUCAUGGAUAUCGCGAAGAAAGUGGACACCACGAAGAUUCUGAAACACGCGAGGAUCGUGACACCUACGAAGAUCGUGACACUCGCGAGGAUCGAGAACACGUCGAGGACCAAGAAACUCGUGAGGAUCGUGGGUAUCACGCGGGUCAAUACGCUCCCGAGGAACGUGGAUCUAGUGAGGACGCUCGCGAGGAUCGUGGAUAUCGCGAGGAAAACGUGGGGCCAGACUCCCGAAGAUCGUCCGACCUUCAUUACGAAGGAUUUCAUGGCGACAAUGAGUCGAUGAUUUCUGAGACAUCUGGUUACGGGACACCGAGCGCUAGUGAAGACACGAGUUCUAAACGAACACCUUCAAUUUCAGGUGAUGAAGGAAUGAACACUCCCACAGAAGAAGCCAGGCGACUGCCUUCGGUGAGUACAAGUGUAAAUUCUUCAUUUCUUUUGGGAACCUUUCUAAUGUCAUGGAUACUAUGUCCCAUUAGUCUCCAUAUUAGAGAGGUCCAACCGUAAUCAUAAGGUGAUACAAAUUCUCUGAUAUGCCUGCACGCACACUCUAUGG
Paramuricea clavata is the source of this 7504-nucleotide messenger RNA. Lineage: Eukaryota; Metazoa; Cnidaria; Anthozoa; Malacalcyonacea; Plexauridae. The record is from the annotation of a GenBank genome assembly.